Durusdinium trenchii is the source of this 2068-nucleotide messenger RNA. The record is from the annotation of a GenBank genome assembly. Lineage: Eukaryota; Dinophyceae; Suessiales; Symbiodiniaceae.
GGGAACCCACCUGGUCCGGGACCUCGUCCACCGACCCUCGACCUGUCCGGUGACCCGCCAUGGCACCGGCCUUCGGGGUGAACGACGAGAGCGAGAACGGAUGGUCAGGCGCAGCGGCGAGAUCCGCGGCCGCUCUUCCGCCCUCCGUCGAACCGAACCGGGCGAACGGCGCGGCGGCCUCGGCGCGGACGAGCUGCGCGGCGACGACGGCGCCGGUCCCUUGGUGGGGGUACCUGAACUGCGCGGUGCUGGCGGUGGCCUUUGCGUAUCCCUUCUUCGCGGUGGUGGACACCAAGUCCGAGGACUCCGACUUCACGCCCUGUGAUGAGAGCUGCACCUUCGUUCAGUUCAUCGGCUACUGCGACAAACAUUUGCCUCCCACCUUCCCUGAGAACGUGGAGAAGAGUGGCGGUUGGAUCCAUGAGAAGCACAUCCCCAGGGUCUUUCCCGUCUACGUCUCGGUGCAGAACGGAGGGAAGAUGGAGGCGCGUGGGCCUCACCUCUACUUUCAGAACUGGCUGCCCUACUUCUACUCCUACUAUCCUGCUCUCUUCUCGUCGAUGGUGCGACGGGGCACGACGGACCAGUUCCCAAGUAGCCAAGCGGCCAACCAAACCAUUUGCGACAGCAUCAAAGCGAAGAAGCUGCAUAAACACUUGGAUCAUGGCCCAUCCCGAGUUUUCUACCUGGUGACCAUCAUCAUUUGGACCAUCUUGUGCAUCGCCCACGACUGGGCCUUGCUCUAUGGCUGUCCUGAGAAAUGGACGUUGUCCAUCGGCUUGGCCGCCUUUGCGGCGCAAGCCACCGCCUGCACGGCGUCCUUCCUGUGGGGCUCCUCCGCGGUGAAGGUCUUCCUGGCCGAGGACGAAGCCUCCCAGGUGACCUGCUACUAUCGACUUGGGACCUUGAGCAUGUUACUAGCGCUGGUGCCACCCUUUUUGCUCUGGAAGGCCACGGUGACAAAACUGGAAAAUUUGAAGUUGUCCAUCGCACAUGGAGAUUACUUGUAUGCUGUGCUUUAUCACGUCCCUUUCAGGGUGGUGCGGAGGUCCAUCGACGCGCCCACGGACUCGUUGUUGAUUCUCACGCUGCACGGCGACCCCGGGGUGUCGGACGCGGAGAGUCCCCCCGUGAGCUUCGGCGACUUCCGGCUGUUGGCACUUGGCACACGUAUUGCUACCUUGCUGUGGCUCUUGACGCAGCUCUUGGUCAUCGGCCCCUUCACCAUCGGCCCCUUGUUCCGCCGCCUCCUCAGCGAGGCCGUGAAGACCCAGGUGGACUCCAUUGGCAGCCUCGAGGCGGGGAUGAAGUAUGCGACCUACUUCCUAGCGGUGCCGGUGCCUGUGAUCCUGGCUUUGUUGGGCCUAUACCGCUGGACGGGACUUGUGCCAUUGCUGAUCCAGCGACGUGGAAAGAAGAGAAAGUGUGGGUGGCUCCAGACGAUUCUCAUGGUCCUCGUUUGCCUCAUCGCCAUGUUCACGCAGCUCUCGGCCAUCGUCUCGACCAAGUAUCUCGUUGACACCUUGUUGAAGGAUGCGGCCGACAUCAAUGAGCUGAAAGAAAGCUGGGAGUGGUACUUUCACGGCACACUGACCUUCUUGCUGGUGGUCUUUGAAGCGAUUCCCUUGUUCUCCUGGCCGUUGAUCCUCCGGAGCUUCAUUUUCAUCCCGCCGAUGUACGACUUCCUCUUGGAGUCCUCAUUGGCAGACCUGAAGCCCGAGUGGAAGUUGGAGGACCAUUGCAAGGUCUUCCUAGGAGAAGACACACCGGAGAACGGCGCACCCCGAAAGAGGAAGGUGGACUCCGUACGGGAAGCGCUGGAGCGGACGGGGAGCGGACUCCGGUGGCACGUGCCCUUGGCAGCGGAGCUCAUCCGAGCGAAGUUGGCCGAAGCCGAGGAGUCCAGCGAGUCGAGCACCGACUCGGACGCCUUCGCGGAGGUCUGUGAGACGCUGAAGCUGGUGGGCGAUGUUUAAGCGCGGUGGUCGGAGCAUUCCUGGACCGGUCACGCCGUGCCCCGCCGUGCCCCUCCCAAGACAGUCUUCCGCCCUUCGCGGGCGUCAUGGGG